ACUCCUUCCAAAACUCUUAUUCAUCAAAUCAUCUCUCUUUAUAGUAACACCACCACCACAUCAUAUAUGGGUUCUACUGAUCAUGAUCACCGCCAGGGAGAUAAGUACAGAUCUUAUAUGUAUGGAGAUGAGCAUAAAGAUGUACACUGGAGGCAUGGGGGUCCUCCUAUCUACGACCUCGUUAAUGAACUCUUCCAUCAAGGGCAUUCAAAGGUUUGGCCAGAGGGAUCUUUAGAGGAAACCGUACAUAACGCCAUUAAAACAUGGGAAAUGGAGCUUUCUCACAAAACUCGGCUACAGGACUUUAAAACUAUCAACCCAGAAAAAUUCAAGUUAUUUGUUAAUGGAAGAGAGGGAUUAUCAGGAGAAGAGGUCCUGAAAUUAGGGAGUUACAACGCUUUGCUGAAAACAUCUUUGCCCGAGGAAUUUCAAUACUACAAAGCCGAUGAAGAGAGCUUUGAAUCUUUUCAUGACAUAUUUAGAUCAGCAUUUCCUCGUGGUUUUGCUUGGGAAGUUAUUAAGGUCUACUCAGGGCCACCUCUAAUUGCUUUUAAGUUCAGACACUGGGGUUACAUGGAAGGACCUUUCAAAGGUCAUGCUCCCACUGGCCACAAAGUCGAGUUUUAUGGAUUGGGCGUUCUCAAGGUAAUGAAUUAACCGAACUACUUUAAUAUUGAAUGAAAGUGGUCGCAGACAAUGAUCUGUCUUUCAAAUCGUUUGCAAACCUACCGAGUACCAAGGGGUAUUAUUAUGUUUUAUGCACGUGACUUGCAGAGCCAAAAGCACUAAAUUG
Papaver somniferum (opium poppy) is the source of this 793-nucleotide messenger RNA. Its product is annotated as pathogen-related protein-like. The coding region runs from base 67 to 657 and encodes 196 amino acids. NCBI's taxonomy places the organism in Eukaryota, Viridiplantae, Streptophyta, Magnoliopsida, Ranunculales, Papaveraceae. The transcript is spliced from 3 exons. The record is from RefSeq and is a predicted model, not a curated record.